AUGCCCACUGCAAACGGCACACACGUCUCCCGCCCUCUGAAGCCUGGCGUUUUCGCCCCCAUUCCUACCUUUUUCCUCGAGGGCUCCCAGGACAUUGACAUUCCAACCCUCAAGAAGCAUGUCGCCCAUGUCGGCUCGGCUGGAGUCGGAAUCGUCAUGUGUGGCUCUAUGGGCGAGGCCCACCAUUUGACUGCAGACGAACGGAUUCAAGUCGUCAAAGCUGCUCGUGAAGCACUCGACGAGGCUGGACUCACUACAGUGCCCAUUAUCGCCGGUACAGGAGCUGGCUCGACAAGGGAGACAAUCAAGUUGAGCAAGGACGCUGCUCAGGCUGGUGCAGACUAUACCAUUGUCAUUCCCUCGGGUUAUUUCGCUGGUGCACUCGCCAAUGAUCGACUGGCCAUCAAGACUUUCUUCAAAGAAGUCGCCGAGGGAAGCCCGUUACCCGUCAUGGUCUACAAUUAUCCUGGCGCCUCUGGAGGUAUCGACAUGGAUUCCGACUUGAUUGAGGAAAUGGCGGCGGAGAUUCCAAACCUCUGCGGGGUCAAACUCACAUGCGGAAAUGUCGGCAAACUCACGCGUAUCGCCGCGACAGUUUCGAUUCCCUCGUUUGCAAAGGAGCACCCGCGGAAGAACAAGGAUGCUCCCUUCCUCGUUCUCGGUGGAUUCAUCGACUUUUUGCUCCCGUCCUUGUACGCAAAUGCCCAUGGAGCCAUUACCGGUCUUGCCAACUUGUACCCGCACACCAUUGCUGCACUCUGGAAUGCAUCUCUUGCGACGCUUCCAACCGCUACUGGUCACGCAUCCGACGCUGUCCAACGCCUCGAGCAAGCACAGCACCUGCAGGGGAUUGUCGCGCGUGCCGAUAGAACCAUUGCGGUCUCGGGCAUUGCAGGAACCAAGUGGCUAUUGGAGAGGAAGCACGGCUACGGUGGUGUAUGCCGACGUCCGCUCGGACCGCUGCCGGCGUCUGUAGGCGAGGUUCUCGCGAAGCACAAGCACGUUGUCGAUAUCUCCCAAGUCGAGAGCGAGUUGGAAAAGGCGCACAAGACCAAACCUUACUCUUCGACCCCGGCUGUGAUCAAAGCGACGAAUGGUGUCCAGAAUGGUGUGCCGGUAAGCAGUAGCCAAGAAAGCUCGUCCACUCCUACAUCUUCACUCUCGCCUGCUACGCCCUCGACGAGUGCUGAGAACGAUCAGUCAUCGGUCACGGGAAAGAAGAAGAGCCAUUCGCGCUCAGGUUCCCUUUCGAAUAGCGUCCGGUCGCUGUUUGGUUCGAUGAAGCGCAAAAAGGCGACGGUGGCAUGA
Molecule: messenger RNA, 1308 nt
Organism: Serendipita indica DSM 11827
Lineage: Eukaryota; Fungi; Basidiomycota; Agaricomycetes; Sebacinales; Serendipitaceae
Source: the annotation of a GenBank genome assembly